This is a messenger RNA of Micromonas pusilla CCMP1545, 3343 nucleotides long. RefSeq lists its product as uncharacterized. Gene Ontology annotation, biological process: protein export from nucleus; ribosomal small subunit export from nucleus; ribosomal large subunit export from nucleus. The transcript has 2 exons. The coding region runs from base 1 to 3219 and encodes 1072 amino acids. The record is from RefSeq and is a predicted model, not a curated record. Gene Ontology annotation, cellular component: nucleus; cytoplasm. Lineage: Eukaryota; Viridiplantae; Chlorophyta; Mamiellophyceae; Mamiellales; Mamiellaceae. Gene Ontology annotation, molecular function: nuclear export signal receptor activity; small GTPase binding.
AUGGCGUUCCCCGGCGCGGAGCGACUCCUGGAUUUCAGCCAGGAGUUCGACGUCGGGAUGCUCGACACCGUCGUCGGCGCGUUCUACACCCCCGGGGGAGACCCGGUCACGCGCGCGGAAGCGGAGAAGAUCAUGACGGGCCUGCAAGAGCACGAGAUGAUGUGGACGCGCGCGGACGCCAUCUUGGAGCGCAGCGCCAACCCGAACACGAAGUUUUUCGCGCUGCAGGUGCUAGACGGCGUGAUUAAAUACCGCUGGAACGCGCUGCCGGACGAUCAGCGCGAGGGGAUCAAGAACUUCAUCUCUAACUUGAUCAUCAAGCUCAGCACGGACGAGGCGAGCUUCCGUCGCGACCGCGCGUUCAUCAACAAGAUCAACAACGUCCUCGUGCAGAUCUUGAAACACGACUGGCCGCAGCGGUGGGGGAGCUUCGUCGGCGACCUCGUCGGCGCCGCGAAACAGAGCGAGUCCCUGUGCGAGAACUGCAUGAGCAUCCUGCGGCUGUUAUCCGAGGAGGUGUUCGAUUUCUCCAGAGGCGAGCUCACGCAGGCGAAGAUCAUGGAGCUGAAGAACGCGCUGAACACGGACUUUCCGCUCAUCCACGAGCUGUGCGAAUUCGUGUUGACGCACUCGAGGAAGACGGAGCUCGUGCAGAAGACGCUGCUCACGCUGCACGCGUUCCUGUCCUGGAUCCCGCUCGGGUACAUCUUCGAGAGCACGCUGCUGGACACGCUGCUGCGGUUGUCCCCGAGCCCGGACUUUCGGAACGUCGCGAUUCAGUGCCUCGCGGAGAUUGGCGGCUUGGCGGUGGAGCCAAAGUACGACCAACACUUCGUCAAGCUGUACGUCUCGGUCAUCACGCAGCUGCAGCAGAUUUUGCCGAGGAGCGUGAAGAUCGCGGAGGCGUACGCGAACGGAAGCGACGAGGAGCAGGCGUACAUCCAGAACCUCGCCAUCUUCCUCACGCAGUUUUUCAAGCAGCACAUCACGCUCCUGGAGAAGACGCAAGAGCACCAGCAGCUGCUUCUCGUCGGCCUCGAGUAUCUGCUCAACAUCUCGUACACGGACGAGCCGGAGGUGUUCAAGGUGUGCCUCGAUUACUGGCACGUCCUCGUGUGCGACUUGUACCAGAGCGACGGCGACGGCGUCAACGCCGGGAGCGGUCUCGCGGAGUUUUCCUUCGCCCCCGCGAGCGCCGGCGGCGGCGCCGGCGGCUCCACCCGACGCAUGCUCUACUCCUCCUCCAUGUCGCAGCUCAGGAUGCUCAUGGUGUCGAGGAUGGCGAAGCCCGAGGAGGUGUUGAUCGUCGAGGACGAGAACGGGAACAUCGUCCGCGAGACGCUGAAGGACAACGACGUGCUCGUGCAGUACAAGAUCAUGAGAGAGACGCUCAUCUAUCUCGCGCACCUGGACCACAAGGACACCGAGACGCAGAUGCUCGAGAAGCUGUCCAACCAGCUCAACGGGAAGGAGUACUCGUGGAACGUCCUCAACACGCUGUGCUGGGCGAUCGGGUCCAUAUCCGGAUCCAUGGCGGAGGACCAAGAGAACCGGUUCCUCGUCACCGCGAUUCGCGACCUGUUAAACUUGUGCGAGAUCACGAGAGGGAAGGACCACAAGGCGGUCAUCGCGUCGAACAUCAUGUACGUCGUCGGACAGUACCCGCGGUUUCUCCGCCUGCACUGGAAGUUUUUGAAGACGGUGGUGAACAAGCUGUUCGAGUUCAUGCACGAGACGCACCCGGGGGUGCAGGACAUGGCGUGCGACACGUUUCUGAAGAUCGCGAUCAAGUGCAAGCGCAAGUUUGUCAUCAUGCAAGUCGGCGAGCACGAGCCGUUCGUGGACGAACUCUUGCGAUCGAUCGGGACGACAAUUCGCGAUCUCGAGCCGCACCAGAUCCACACGUUCUACGAGGCUGUCGGGCACAUGAUCUCCUCGGAGGUGAACCCGGCGAAGAGGGAGGAGCUCGUGCAGCGCCUCAUGGACCCGCCGAACACGACGUGGAACCAGAUCAUGUCGCAGGCGAAGUCGCAAGGCAGCGAGUGCCUCAAGCCGCAGGAGGUGAUUAAAAACAUCGCGAACAUUCUCAAGACGAACACGUCCGCGUGCACGUCCUUAGGGCAGCCGUUCCAGAACCAGAUGAGCAACAUCUACGCCGACGUGCUCAACGUGUACCGUCUGUACUCGGAGCUCAUCAGCGCCUCCAUCGCGGAGGGCGGUCCGUACGCGUCGAAGACGUCGCUGGUGAAGGCGAUGCGAACGGUGAAGAGAGAGGUGCUGAGGCUCGUGGAGACGUUCGUGGAGCGGUGCGAGGACCCGCACUUGGUCGCGCAGCAGAUGGUUCCGCAGAUGAUGGACCCCGUGCUGGGCGAUUACGCGCGGAACGUCCCGGACGCGAGAGACGCGGAGGUUUUGUCGUUGUUCGCCGCCAUCAUCAACAAGGUGCAGGGCGCCAUGUUGGACGAGGUGCCUAAAAUAUUCGAAGCCGUCUUCGAGUGCACGCUGCAGAUGAUCACCGCGAACUUCGAGGACUACCCGGACCACCGACUGAAGUUUUUCGCGCUGCUCAGGGCGAUCACGAACCACUGCUUCCGCGCGUUGUUCACGCUCGCGCCCGCGCAGCUCAAGCUCGUCGUGGACUCGAUCGUGUGGGCGUUUCGGCACACGGAGCGGAACAUCGCGGAGACGGGGCUGAACCUUCUGCUGGAGAUGAUGAAGUACUUCCAGAGCUCGGAGUUUUGCAACCAGUUCCACCAGAGCUUCUACCUCUCUCUGAUUCAGGAGAUCUUCGCGGUCAUGACGGACGGGUUCCACAAGCCCGGGUUCAAGCUCCACGCGUUGAUCCUUCAAAAUUUGUUUUGCGUCGCGGAGAGCAACGAGCUCACCGCGCCGCUGUGGGACGCAAGCGCGGGGACGUACCCGAACAACGCCGCGUUCGUGAAGGACCACGUCGCGAAGCUGCUCACGACGUCGUUCCCGAACAUGGGGCCCGCGGAGGCGGCCGUGCUCGUCCAAGGGAUGUUCGAUUACAAGACGGACCUGACGAUGUUCAAGAAUCACCUUCGGGAUUUUUUGGUGCAGACGAAGCAGUUCAAGUCCACGGACAACAGCGCGAUGUUCGCGGAGGAGCAGGCGGCGAGGCAGACGGCGGAGCGGGCGAAGAUCGAGGCGAUCCCGGGGAUGAUCCCCGCGAACGAGCUCGAGAUGGGAGACGAUUGAGACGCGCGCGGGCGCGGGGGUUUGGACGAAUUGAAGGCGACAGAGCUCGCGAGCUGAUUAGCUGAUUAGCAGCCGCGGCGUUUCGCGCCCUCGUUGUGAGGAAACACGAACGAAUCGAAACAUC